AGCAAUAUACAUUAUGACAGUAGAGCUACAAUGGCAGAAGAAUUUAUAUGAAAAUUAUGGUCUACCGGAUAAUUAUACGGAUAGCUCAUUCUUAGAACAAUUACGCAAAAUAAAACCAAAUAAUGUAACAUUAAUCGAAGCAAUAACUUUCGGUGCCAGCAUAUGCAUUCAGCUAAAUAUUGUCAUUCUUUUUGUUAUUAUAUUUAUUUGGUUAUACAAUGAAUGGGCCAGCCCUGAUAUCAUAUUUGUAUUUGGGGUAAUAUUCACAAUAUUGGGUUAUUUUAUAUAUUGUUUGAAAGAGGCAAGUACUUUGAUAGAGUUCACAAAACAUGUUAGAACUGUAUUGAUUUUUCUUACAUUUGGAUAUAUUUUGUCACCUAUUUUGAAAACUUUAACGGAUACCAUCAGUACAGAUACAAUUUAUGCCAUGACAAUAUUAAUGUUUCUGGUGCAUUUAAUAUUUAGUAAGUAUGGUCCUUUACAGAUCUCUUUGUCUGAUUCUUUGUCCAUAACAUCUUCAAUAUUUGGCUCCUUAAUGCUAGCAUCCAGAUUGGCAUCUCCUUUACAUGCCUUUUCUCUUCUCACUGUAUCUGUUCAGUGUUUUGUUUUAUUACCAUUUUUAAUGCAUAAACUAACUAGCAAAAUACUGAUCUCAAGUCUUUUAACAUUGAAUACAUUAUAUUUUCUUCUACUAGUUUCACAAAUUCUUUCUUAUGUAUUUAUUGCAACUAUAGUAUUUUUACAUUUUAUUUGUCCUUAUUGGUAUGUAAGAUGCCAGAAGUAUAAAGAUAAUAUUUAUGGGCCAUGGGAUGAAGCUGUUAUUACUUCUUAGAAAAUAUUUAAUAUAUUUUCUUCCACUUAUUGUAAUAUAUGGAAUUGUAAAUUUAAAAAAAAGGCAUAUUAUAAAUAUUUAUUAUUAACACACAACAUAAUUUUAAUAUAGCAACAAAAC
Bombus pyrosoma is the source of this 952-nucleotide messenger RNA. RefSeq names its product phosphatidylinositol N-acetylglucosaminyltransferase subunit C (gene PIG-C). The transcript has a single exon. Gene Ontology annotation, cellular component: membrane; glycosylphosphatidylinositol-N-acetylglucosaminyltransferase (GPI-GnT) complex. NCBI's taxonomy places the organism in Eukaryota, Metazoa, Arthropoda, Insecta, Hymenoptera, Apidae. The record is from RefSeq and is a predicted model, not a curated record. Gene Ontology annotation, biological process: GPI anchor biosynthetic process. The coding region runs from base 14 to 832 and encodes 272 amino acids.